Messenger RNA from Acomys russatus (golden spiny mouse), 2147 nucleotides. It is a transcript of the gene Usp12, whose product is annotated as ubiquitin specific peptidase 12. The coding region runs from base 130 to 1242 and encodes 370 amino acids. Gene Ontology annotation, cellular component: cytosol; nucleus. Gene Ontology annotation, biological process: protein deubiquitination. The record is from RefSeq and is a predicted model, not a curated record. The transcript is spliced from 9 exons. Lineage: Eukaryota; Metazoa; Chordata; Mammalia; Rodentia; Muridae. Gene Ontology annotation, molecular function: cysteine-type endopeptidase activity; cysteine-type deubiquitinase activity.
CCCGGCAGGCGAGGAGCGUGGGUCCACGGAGGCUCCGGGUGCGGCCGCGGGCUGCGGAGCGAGCGGGCGGCCCGGCUUCCCGCGUCCCCCGCUCGCCGCGACUGUCGUCUGGAAGAUGGCGCCGGGCGGAUGGAAAUCCUAAUGACAGUCUCCAAAUUCGCCUCCAUCUGUACCAUGGGCGCCAAUGCCUCGGCAUUAGAGAAAGAGAUUGGUCCAGAACAGUUUCCGGUCAACGAGCACUAUUUUGGAUUAGUCAAUUUUGGAAAUACCUGCUAUUGCAACUCAGUUCUUCAAGCACUUUAUUUUUGUCGUCCAUUUCGGGAAAAAGUUCUGGCAUACAAGAGUCAGCCCAGAAAAAAGGAGAACCUUCUCACCUGCCUGGCAGACCUCUUCCACAGCAUAGCCACCCAGAAGAAGAAGGUCGGCGUGAUCCCGCCCAAGAAAUUCAUCACGAGAUUGCGAAAAGAAAAUGAGCUGUUUGACAACUACAUGCAACAAGAUGCCCAUGAAUUCUUAAAUUAUCUACUCAAUACAAUUGCUGAUAUUCUACAAGAAGAAAGAAAACAGGAAAAGCAAAAUGGCCGUUUACGUAACGGUGACGUGGACAGCGAAGAGAACAGCAGCACACCAGACCCAACGUGGGUCCACGAGAUUUUUCAGGGAACACUGACUAAUGAAACCAGGUGUCUUACGUGUGAAACUAUAAGCAGCAAAGAUGAAGAUUUUUUAGACCUUUCUGUUGACGUGGAACAAAACACAUCAAUCACUCACUGCUUAAGAGGGUUUAGUAACACAGAAACCCUGUGCAGUGAAUAUAAAUACUACUGUGAAGAGUGCCGAAGCAAACAGGAAGCACACAAACGGAUGAAAGUUAAGAAACUCCCCAUGAUCCUAGCUCUGCACCUGAAGAGAUUUAAGUAUAUGGACCAGCUUCAUCGCUACACAAAGCUUUCCUACCGGGUGGUGUUUCCCUUAGAACUUCGGCUGUUCAACACUUCAGGAGACGCAACCAACCCUGACAGGAUGUACGACCUCGUUGCUGUUGUGGUUCACUGUGGAAGUGGUCCCAAUCGAGGCCAUUAUAUCGCAAUAGUUAAGAGUCAUGACUUUUGGCUGUUAUUUGAUGAUGACAUUGUUGAAAAAAUAGAUGCACAAGCUAUUGAAGAAUUCUACGGGUUGACAUCCGAUAUCUCCAAGAACUCGGAGUCUGGGUACAUCCUGUUCUAUCAGUCUCGGGACUGAAGGGGCCACAGUGGACGGAAGCUUCUGCGGCUUCUCUGGUUGCUGCGGAAAGGAUAGCGCUGAUGUUUAAGAAGACGGAGACACGCAGGACGCGCGGGGCAGUAGCUCGCUUUGCCUACAAUAAAGCAAAGACUAUGGAUUAACAUGCCCUUCCGAUCACAGUAGUUGAAUUUUUUGCUCAGGAAUCAUGCUGUCCGUGCAGUUCCACACCAGGAAGUGGGAUCAGAGAAACCAGCUCCUCUUAUACAGCAGCUGUGGCUGCCAACACAUUUCUUCUAGUCACCAUACCAGUCAUGAGUUCCUGGGAGGGCAGUGGGAGAACUGGGAUGUGCUAGGUUGAUUGAGCACACCGCGCUGUGCGAGAGCGCGCGGGGUGCUUACGCUGUGGACAGGAGCGGUUGAGUGGUCUUUUCAGACAUACUGGAAAGUUCCUUUGGGCCCAAUCCUUGCAGGUGCCUUCCUGACGCCCAGAACCCACAGCCGCGGAGCCCAGUGUCAGGAAGUGAGAUACUCUGCUUCUGUGGAGAAGCGUGUGCUGAUACAACGUGUGUGCGCAUGGAGGGGACGGUCGGUCAGGGCUGUGUUCUUGAUUCCCCAGGGUGAAGACUGGCUUUGUAAUGAUCAUUUUUCCUUAUUUAUUUUCCUUAAACUGGUGGAGUCCAAGCAUUGUUUGUAGUGCCGACGACUCUGCCAGCAAAUCCUUUUUAUUAGUUUGUCAGCAGAAGUAGUCCUGUUGUUUGUUUCUGUUUCUAAGGUGAACUGAAAAUUCUAGCUGAAAUCACUAAGAUAAUCAUGAGAUGAUUGCAGUGAGCGAGGUCAGUACUGUCAGGAGGGACUGUCUGGCUGAGUGUUUCCUCUCGGUCACAGUUUGUCACUUUAAAAAAAAAAUAGCUUUAAUUUCAUUA